AAAACGAAAAGAUUACAUUAUUUUCUAAUAGCGGCAGUGACGCGGCGGCACUUGCUAAUAUAUUACCAUUUUGUUCAAUAAGCGAAGGCAAGGAAAAGAAGAAAAAAAAAUACCUAUAAAAUUUAAAAUAAAAUUAUAAUAUUUUAAUUAUCUAGUAAUCCAAAUUCACCAAUAUGGUGUUAAUGAACUUUUAAAGUUUAAAAUGCCAUCAUUUAAAUAUAAAAGUUUUAUUUAUUUUUAAAGGUAAAAAAAAAAACAACAAAAACAAGAAACUAAGUGCAUUUAAAAUCAUAAACCGUAUGAAAUAAAAAUAAUUAUUUUCCGAAAGUAAUGCAAGUGGAAAGCGUGAAACAAAAUAAGAAAUAUUGAAUAAUUUUGACAGGAAAAUAUCUAAAAAUAGCUUUAAGUAUAAAGCAUAUAUGAAUAUUUAUAGACGUGUGGUCUUACAAUUUUUGUACACAAAAAACAAAGACCAUAUGCAACAUGGGGGCUAUACUUGCAAAGUUUCGGAAAGAAAAAACCACAAUUGAAAUAUUAGAGCGAUUGGAUGAAGAGAUAAAAGAGAUAGAAGAAUAUACAAUAUCAACGCAAGCUAGACAAAAAAGAUAUGUUGGAAAUUUAUUAGUUAUUUCAAUAGGAUUAUAUAUUUUAUGCUUUAUAGUAUUUUAUUUUGCAUUUUUUCCGCCAACAUGGAUGGAACGUGUAACAUAUUCAGUUCCUUUAUUAAUAUUUCCGUUUGUAAUUUUCCUAUUAAAACACCUCGUUGCGUGGUUUUUCCAAAGAAAGUUAAAUGAUAAAUCGAUAAAAUUAAAAAAAUUAAGAGGAGAGAAGAAAAAGGUGUUAGAAAAAGUUAUGGAUAAAGAAACCUAUAAGGUUGCAUUAGAAAUUUUAAAUAGAUUUGGAGACAAAUCUAAUGGUCUAAAAGGAGCAACUCCAAUGCCGCCAAAAAUUGAAGUGUCUACUCCUGCCAAACAGUCGCCUUUACAAAAUAAGCAACAGCCAAAUUCACAGUCACAAGUUUUGAUUCGUAGAUCAACUCCCGUUAGCCAACAGCAACCGCAGCUUGUACGUGGUCCGUUAGCAUUUCCAAAUACGCCUGGGGGAAUAUCGUCGCCUUCAACUCCUCUCUCGCAUUUACAAGCCAUACAACAAAGAGCAUCACCAAUGCCAAUGCAAAUGCAACAGCAAAUUCGAAGACGAACACCUUUUCCUUUUAUUAAUCCACAUAAUAAAAGUGUUUUAGAUAAAUUUGUCGAUUAUUUAAUAGGUGAUGGCAUUCAAAAUCGUUUUGCGAUGAUAUGUAAAGAAUGUUACAGUCAUAAUGGAAUGGCGUUACAAGAUGAAUAUGAGUAUACGCCUUUUAGGUGCGUUUAUUGUAAUGCAAUAAACCCUUCUAAGAAGUCUCGACCGGUAGCACCAAAAUUACCUGAAACUACUGGAUCUAAUGUCAAUUUAAGUCAAAAUGCCACUGUCAGUAGUUUGCAGAGAGAUGAAAGUACUGAUAGUGAAAAAGUUUCGUCUUCUGAUAAAUACUCUGGCUCAGAUACAGAAGAUGAAAAGUUAAAAUUAGCAACGAAAGAAAUUAACAAAGAUGUAGAAGAAGAAAUUUAUGAGCAAAAUAUUGGAAAUAGUGAAGAUAUUGAAAAUAAAGACACAGUUACAGAAAAUCCAAUGAUUGAGAAGGAAGACUAAACGUUUCAUUGUAUAUAACAAUAACAAGAAAGAAAUUGUUAAUAUAUUUAAUUUGAAAAAAAAAACAUUUUGUAUAUUUUACUAUACGUACUUGUAAAUAACAAAAAAAAAAUUACGAAGUUUAUAAGUUAAUCCAUGCAAUGAUAUAUUUUGGAUUGACAAGAAAAAAAGUAAUUAGAUAUAAAAAAUAACACUAGUCUAGACUAGCCAAUUAAAUUUUAAAUUAUUUUUUAUAUUAUUUAUUAAAAUUUUCAUGUUUUGCCGAAUUUACGAAUCUUCUUAAUGUUUUACUCUUGUUUUUUUUUAUUUGAUUUAUUCUUUUAAUAGUUUGGAAAAUUUGCAGAAAAAAUAACGUAGUACUAAACAAUUUUAAUAGACUGUUAUGCAAGCACUUAGUUAUCAAAAUAGUUAUAUUGUGAAUUAUUAUAAAUUAUUAUAAAUAAUAACAUUGAAAUAAGUAAACGAAAAAUUUAUAAAAAUUAUUUUGUUUAUUUUUAUUGUAAUUUCCUGGUUUUAUAAAAGCAAUAUUCGUGUUAAAAUAUACCACCAC
Condylostylus longicornis is the source of this 2242-nucleotide messenger RNA. It is a transcript of the gene Lnpk, whose product is annotated as endoplasmic reticulum junction formation protein lunapark-A. The transcript has 7 exons. Lineage: Eukaryota; Metazoa; Arthropoda; Insecta; Diptera; Dolichopodidae. The coding region runs from base 484 to 1692 and encodes 402 amino acids. Gene Ontology annotation, biological process: endoplasmic reticulum tubular network organization. The record is from RefSeq and is a predicted model, not a curated record. Gene Ontology annotation, cellular component: endoplasmic reticulum tubular network.